ACGAGGCUUGUUCUGUAGUAUACUUCUGUUUUAGACUUAAAGCCCUGAAGUUACAAUAUAGAUGGAUUUUACAAGAUCUCUUCCACUGAGAGAGUCCAGCAGUUGGAAAAAGAACUAGCUUUUCAGUUGGUGGAGCUGAAGACAGAAAUAGAAGACAAUGGGGUACUGCAGGGAACACCAAGUAGAGCUUACAGCUCUGUUCCAAUACCAAAGGAUGCUACUUACUUCAGAAAAGAAAGGGAGGUAACACUGAACAAAGCUUUACAGGUAGCUGAGGCAAAACCUCUUGUUGUUCAGGCGGAUGUCAUGCAGAGGGAGCUAGAGAGCUGUCUGAGAACAGAGUAUACAGCAGAAAGCUUACCUCUAUUACUGCACCAGUUUUUUACAGACAGAAUUAUCCACCUGGUUCAAAGUAAAUACUUACACAUGCUUAGAUGGAAGAGAUUUUGUAGGCACAGCAGUGUUAUUGAACAGCUUUAUCCUCUCUAUCAGAAACAAAUUGGUCACAUUAUGCAGGAAUACCACGAUGCUGUUCAGAGGGCUGCAAGACUGUCAGUUGCACGACAUAACUUCCUGGCAGGAAAGAAAAAUCCUGUACCUACAGUGACACAGGAAGACCUGGUGAUUUACAUGCAGUGGUUAGUUUGUCACCUACACUCUCUCAAGGCCAUUCACAGCUACCUUAGGGUACUCCAGUAUUUGCCUCUGUCACACAGAAUGGAGGUGGUAAUACACCCCAAGGUGGCCCAGGAUAAUGGAGAGAAAUUCAGAAGUGCCACUGUAUCUGAAUCCUUAUUUUCUAAUAUUCACAUCUCUCUUUGCCCCAGCACUUCACAAAGAGAGGGCACAGCCCUGAACUGAGGACAGCAUAGAGCUAUAUCAGCCAGAGCAGUGUCUCUGGGAACUCCUAAUGUUAGGAACCACUGGUCUUGAACCCCGGCCUACAGAGCACUGAGAAUUGCCAGAAUAGAAGCUGGACACUGAAAGAGGACUUCAGUCAUUGGUGGUAAACCCAAGGACACUGCCUUGGACUUCAAGCCCUGCCCCUUCUGACUGAGACCCCAAUCUUUCUG
Pelodiscus sinensis (Chinese soft-shelled turtle) is the source of this 1073-nucleotide messenger RNA. NCBI's taxonomy places the organism in Eukaryota, Metazoa, Chordata, Testudines, Trionychidae. The record is from RefSeq and is a predicted model, not a curated record.